GGAACAAUGGCAAAUUCUUCAAAGUUGGUUUCAUGUGUGAUUUUGGGCAUUUUGGCAAUGCGCUGCCUCUCCCCACACAGCUGCCACCUUGAGCCUGUGCCUUUGUUUGUCUUCGGGGAUUCACUUUACGACGUUGGAAAUAACAACUACAUCAAUACUACCGCUGGUGCUCAGGCCAACUUCCCGCCUUAUGGUGAAACCUUCUUCAAGUUCCCCACUGGAAGAUUCUGCGAUGGCCGAGUCAUUCCUGACUUCAUCGCUGAAAAUGCAAACUUACCCUUGAUUCUUCCAUAUCUUUAUCCGGGCAUAAAGGAUAUUGUCAAGGGAGUAAAUUUCGCAUCUGGAGGAUCCGGAGCACUCGAUACAACCUCCCCAGAGUCUGUGAUACCCUUCAGAACCCAGCUGGGAUAUUUCAAACAAAUGGAAACGAAGUUAAGAAACAAACUUGGAGCUUCAGAGACAAAGAAACUACUGUCCAGAGCUGUUUACUUGAUCGCCACUGGAAGCAAUGAUUACGGUGCUUUUGAUCCAAAUUCCACAGUUUAUCAAUCCUACACCACCAAACAAUUUGUUGAUUCAGUCAUAGCAAACAUGAGCAGUGUUCUCGAAGGAAUUUACAAGAUAGGAGGGAGGAAAUUUUCACUGUUGAAUGUUGCGCCUUUGGAUCGAUUGCCGGCCAUCCAAGAGGCACUUAUAUACCAUGGGAGAGUUGAUUGGGCGGAACAAUUUAAGAAUUUUUCUGUGUUGCACAACCAACAGCUUCCUAAAGCUCUCCAAAAGCUUCAACAAAAGCUUAAAGGAUUCAUCUAUUCUCAUGCUGAUUUCUACACUGCUCUGAAUGACAUCAUCGACAACCCCACAAAAUAUGGAAUGAAAGAAGUGAAGAGCGGAUGCUGUGGAAUUGGGCCAUUGAAAGGAACAAAUAGCUGUGGAGGAAAGAGAGGCAUAAAAGAAUACGAGUUAUGUGGAAAUCCUGAGGAAUAUGUGUUCUUUGAUGCCACCCAUGGAACUCAUACAUUAUAUCAGAUAAUAGCACAAAUCAUGUGGAAUGGGACUUCCAAUAUUACCACUCCUCUCAAUGUCAAGUCCUUAUUCUACAUAUAAAUAAUUAAUAUAUAUUAUGCUUGAUUAUCAAUAGAUAAUAAAUGAAUCAUUAAUUUCAGUGUACUUGCUUUCCUCUAUGGAACCGAAAUGAUGAAUUUUUUCAUCA
Messenger RNA from Momordica charantia (bitter melon), 1210 nucleotides. RefSeq names its product GDSL esterase/lipase 1-like. Lineage: Eukaryota; Viridiplantae; Streptophyta; Magnoliopsida; Cucurbitales; Cucurbitaceae. The record is from RefSeq and is a predicted model, not a curated record. Gene Ontology annotation, molecular function: lipase activity.